This is a messenger RNA of Pogoniulus pusillus (Red-fronted tinkerbird), 9424 nucleotides long. It is a transcript of the gene AMER1, whose product is annotated as APC membrane recruitment protein 1. The record is from RefSeq and is a predicted model, not a curated record. Gene Ontology annotation, cellular component: plasma membrane. Bases 183 to 3488 code for a protein of 1101 amino acids. Gene Ontology annotation, biological process: regulation of canonical Wnt signaling pathway. NCBI's taxonomy places the organism in Eukaryota, Metazoa, Chordata, Aves, Piciformes, Lybiidae. The transcript has 2 exons. Gene Ontology annotation, molecular function: phosphatidylinositol-4,5-bisphosphate binding; beta-catenin binding.
CCUGGGCUGGCCCGGGCGGCCCCGGCCGCGCUGCUGCCCCUCCCGAUCGCUCGGGUUCCGCGCACACCCCGCGGGGCUGCCGCUGCCGAUCAGCUGGGAUGCUCCGAUCUCCAUGCCCAGACGAGGACUCUGCCGCCAAAGUCACUGUCUCCAGCUAGAUGCACCCAAACUGAGCAGCUACCAUGGAAACAGGCUGCCCGGAGGAGCCUGCCCAGGCCAGGUCACAGUCGGUGGCCUGUGGGCAGCCAGAGGGAUGGGACCAGCAGCAGGAGGAGGCUGGGGACCAGCGGCCUGAGCCGGGCGCUGCUUCUGUGGUAGCUGCAGAGCCACAGCAGCCUCAGCCACCCCCUGGCAAGCUGAAGAAAACAGCUUUCAAGCUGUUUGGGGGAAAGAGGAGCAUCUGUACUCUGCCCAGCUUCUUUGGAGGCAGAAGCAAAGGCCAGGGGAAAGCAGCCUCUAAAAAGGGCCUCAUCAAAUGCAAGACCCACGAUGGGCUCAGCGAUGCCACGUACGAGAAAGGCGAUGGGGUGCAGCUGGAAAGCCCCUCAGAGAGCAGCAGGGACUCACGGCCUUGCCUGCUGCCAAGCUCCCAAAGUGCUCACUCGGCUGUAGACACCGGCACCAGGUUUGACUUGGGCCAGGGAGAUAGCUCUCCACCAGGGAGCAUUGAGGGCUGUGAGAAAAAAUCCAAUGGAGAGAAGUCCUCCUUUCCCAGACCUAAAAAAGGGCUGAAAGGUUUUUUUAACAGUAUCCGGCGUCACCGCAAGAGCAAAGUUGCUGAGUGUGAGAAAACAGAGCUCCCUGAGUGGACCGGAGACACAGAGGAGGCCACCAAAGCUCCUGGGGUGGGAGUGGAAAGCCAAGGGGCUGCAGAGGAAAGAGGACUGGGACAUGUCCCUCUUGCCACAGCUUGCCUGGGGAGCUCUGAGGAUGAUCACUCAGUAGGGACAGUGGCCAACAGUGGGGAGGCUGCUGAGCCUGGUUGCCUUGUGGCUGAUGAAGGCAGUUCUGAGAGCUGUGGUGGUGAUGCUGUGGUGAUGGCAGGGAAGAGGGACUCUAUGGAUACAAAAUCAGAAGCUGAUGGUGUUGUCUGUGCAGAGUUUGAGCAUGGUGAUACGCUGCUGGAUUUCCAUCCAGACUUCAUGGACAAUGACCCUCCCUGCCUACACUCGGGAGAUCUUCUAAGCCUCAUCUUAGGAGAUGCCACAUCCCUGAAGAGCUUCGACUCCCUGACGGGGUGUGGAGAUGACAUCGCCGAGCCCGACAUCACUGAGAGCACCAUCUCUGUGGAGCGCAGCAGAGAGGCUGCCAAGCGUAGCUCCUGCCUGGUCACCUACCAGGGCGGUGGGGAGGAGAUGGCCAUACCCGAGGAGGCAGAGGAGUACCUUCACCAGAUGUGGGAUGGCAACGUGGCAGGGGAGAGAAGCUACGGAGCCCAGGUGUCCAGUAGCAGUUUGGAGACGCAUGCCUCGCACGAGGCAGAAGCCCAUCCCUACCUGGGCGAUGCGAUGGAUGGUGUUGACCUUCUGACACCACAGAGCGACCAGCAAGAGUCAGCCCCUAAUAGUGAUGAGGGGUAUUAUGACUCCACCACGCCAGGGCCAGAGGAUGAAGGUGGAGAUGGGCUUGGUGAGAUGAAGAAGGAGCGUUUGCCCAGAGACAGCUACAGCGGCGAUGCACUUUAUGAGUUUGACGCGCUGAUGAGCCCUCCUCACGGGGAGGAAUCCUUGUUUGAGAGCAAGAUCUCACGCCCGGGCAUCUUCAGCUACUUCUUGGACUUCUGCCUCCCUGCUGAGAAGAGCCUGAUCCAGAUGAUGGAUCAGAAGAGAGGCGUGAUGGAAACAGAAGAAGAGCGGCUGGCAGCCAUUCAGAAGGAGCUGCUCUUCUGGGAGCUGCAGAGGGAACCCAUCUUGAAGCGUAUCGACGUUCCCAGCAAGGAGAAGUGUCCCCGGGAAAAGCAGUGUGUGGAAUGUAAAACCCGAGCAGCCAGCUCACUUGGCAAGAGUCAGAGUGGCCUUGGUGGUGAGCAGGUGGCCUCCCAUGCCCCGAACAGGGGUGUGAGUGGUGGGGUUUCGGUGGCUAGAGCUGAAAGUGUGGAGUGGAGGGAUUUUGCAGGGCCCUUGUGCCCAGAGAGCUCCUACAGCAGCCCAAAGGCCCCAGGAAGUUGCCUUAAUCAGCUCACAAAGAGCAGCUCGGGGUUCGAUCCGGACCCAGACUGUGGCUUGUUUGGCAUGGCCCCAGCCAAAGCAGGGAUGUUCCCCGGCUACAGACUGCCAGAAGAUGAGCAUGGUGGAGUGGAGACCACCAGCAGCCAGCCCCAGGUGGACAAUGAAUGUGAGCCCGAGCAUGCUGUGAACUUCUCCCAGGCGCUGGUGGAAUUCGCCAGCAGUGGGACCCUCUUCUCCAGCCUCUCCGAAAGCCUGGGGAGCUCUGCCUCUGGCUCUUCCUUCACCCAGAACCUCCCUGCCCUCCCCACUAUGGUCACCUUUGACGUGGUGGAUGUGGAGCAGGAGGGAGAAGGGGAGUGUGAGGAGCAUCCUGAGAUGAAUGCCGGUGAGGACAUCGCCGACGAGUUUGACGACGGCUACGGACAAAAGGAGUCGUUGGCUGAAUGUGACGAGAGAAUGUCCCCGGGGUACUCCCCGGGCUCCUUCCAGAGCUGCAACUGGGGUGUCACCAGCCUGCCCCGCCACCUGCGCCUCCACGGCCUGAGCCCCUCCAUGCCCGCACCGCUCUCCAUCGACCGCAGGAGCCGGUCGCUCGACACCGAGAGCCUGGAGUUUGAGCUUGGUGACACGCAGGGUGCCAAGGGUGGCACUCAGCCCUGCCGCCUCUGGGCCAAGCGGGAGGGUGGCAAAAAGGACUCAGGCGGGACGAGGAGGAGCAGGAGCAAGGAGGAGGGUGAGUUGGCGGCUCCUGAUGGCGGGUUGAGCUGGCCAGGCUUGCAGCACCUCCAGCAUGACGCUGCAAUGGCUGCUGGGGUUACGCAGCACUGGGACUUUGCUGCAGCUGUGGCGAUGGAAAGUGCCUGGCAGCCAGCCGAGCAGCCUGGCACUGCGUCUCCUCCUUUCCUGUCUCUUUCCCGGAGCAUCCCUGGAGAAACCCUGGACAUGCAGCCCCAGGAGGCAGAGCUGAACAGACACCCAGUCAGACCCUCCAACUUACCUCUGCAGGGCGAGGCCAGGAGGUCCUGGGAGGCAGCUGGCUCCUACAGGUACCACGGAGAAGCCACCACCAAAAAGCUGCCUCACUUGUUACCCGUGGGAGAGACGGAGCCCGACCUGCCCCUGAGCUUCCCUUUUGCCUGCUCCCCGGAGAAACGCCCCAAGUGCAAACCUGUGGGCAUCGCCCAGGGCGUUCCUCAGCACCCCAGCGGCAGCACCGAUGCCCUCCGGAGCCCAGAGCGCUGCGGAGAGCCCCUGAAGGGCAGAGCCGCCUCCGGGCUGCCCGUGCUGCCUGCCACCAUCAACGUCCCCGAUGCAGAAUGAAUAGCUGCUGCGGGGAGGGUGUGGGAGGGAGAGAAGGAACCUUCAGCGAGCAGUUUGUGAGGGAGGUGAGUUCAGAGCUGGGCUGGUGAGGAUGAGCUCCAGUCCCACCGCCGUGGUACGUGGCCUUGCUGCCGUGGGUGGUCUGGCAGGGCUUGGAGCUGCUGCUGGGAUCUGUAGGUCACUUCCCAGGCGCUGUCUUGUUUUCCAGCCCAUCCCUCCAGCCCAUGCCCUCUGUGGCUAAGUGCCCUGGCAGCCCUUGCCACAUGCUCAACGUUGCUGCUAGAACAAGAGCUGGGAAUGGACCUGGUGCCAGCAUGGCAGGGUUGGGGCUUUGCUGCAGGAUGGGUGAGCGAGCCUUGGGGGGGAGUUUGGGGAGGAAUAGGGGGGUUAUUUUCUUCCUUUUCUUGGUGAAAUAUUUCUGUUCAGACUCAUGUUGAAUGUCUUCCAUCUCAGUCUGGGGCUGGGGAGGCUGAGAGGAAGGAUGCCAGUUGCUUGAGAGCAAGGACAAGAGGGGAGUCAGCUGAAAGGGGACCUUUCCAGUAACCUUUUUGUUUACGGCUUGGUGUUCCCUUUCCCCAGAGGAAAGCAGGAGCCUUUGUGGGUGUGCUGGUAACAUUUUCCAGGUCUACUUCUAAUUUGCUCAUGGAUAACUGUGCUCAGAGAGGUGUGCUCUCGGUGGUGUCCCUUCAUGGUACAAAAUACUGGUCCCUUCUUUGUUGUGGUCUCUCUUCAUGGGGUGUAAUUCCUGGUUGAAACCAUUCCCAAGCUUUGUCCCUUGCUCUUCACCUCUCCCAGGCCACAGGCACACGGAUGAGGUGUUGGAAAUGAGCAAGAUUUGCAUUGUGCCUGUAGCUGCAGAGUUGCAGAUGCUGUUACUUCCUUCAAAAGGAAGUUUUGUGGGUUGGGUUUGGUUCUGGAAUUAUUUUAGGGUUGUUUUCUUUGCAGAAACUCCUAAGAGGAGAGUGCUCUGUCCAGGGCAGUCGGGGCUGUGACGCAGCCUGGAUUAAGCUUCGUGGCUUCUUCCUCCUAGCUGGAGGGAGCAAAAAAGCUGGAGGUUGCUGCAGGUUUGGGAUUUCUGUUUUCCUCUUGAAGUGUGGAGGAGGGACACGAGCUGUGGAGACAGACUGUGUCUGAGAAGGUUCCAUAAGCUCCUGGAAAUGUCUAUGAGCUCCCUGUCCGUGACUUAAAAAGCUUUUUCCUUCUCUCCAGCCUCUGCAUUCUGACUUCAGUCCAGUUUCUCAUGAUGAUUUGUAUUUCACUCUCCAAGCUGCCCCUUUUCUUUGCAGCAGAGGUUGUAGCAUUAAACAGAAUAAUGCUGAGCUGGAAAUAUCUGAAUUUUCUCCCAUCUCCAGAGCAAAGUGUGGGGCUAGGGGUGGCUCUGUCCAUCCCCAUCCUGCUUUUCUUGCUAAUCUCUGCCCAUGAUGGCUAUGGAUGUGUCUCUGGUGCUCUGAUUGGAAACAUCAGCAGCUUCUUGGCAUUGUAGUUACAGGCACAAGGAGCUGGUCUUGAUUUUUUUUCUCUCUCCCAAGCAAAACGAGAUCCUGGCAGUUCUUUUAGAGAGAGGCUCCUGACUGCCCUGUCCUUGUGUCCCUGUGAAGGAGCAGAGAAGGGCAAAGCCAGGCUGGCUUGUCUGUGGAUUGACUUAAGUGUUUUUUUCCUUCUCUGAGCAGACUGCUGAGGCUGGAGCAGACCCAUUUAUGUACCCAUGGCUUCAUUUGUCAGCAUUUCCCUACCAGGUCUGCUGGAGGGAAUUCCUGCAGAAACCUGAUGUGCCAUGGUUUAUUUUCUCCUGUCCUUUUCUCCCAUCCUGCUGUACAACUGGAGAGAAUGUCAUGGGACAAACCUGACUCUUGAUGCUAGCCCAACAUCCUCCAGCAAAAGGGCCCUGAGGCUGUGAUCAUGGUCUCCCCUCAUUAGCUCAGUGUGUGAGUGUCUGCUAAGGAGUAUUGCCCAUUUGGAACAGAAUCCCAGCAUGGUGAGCACUGGAAGGGACCCCUGGAGAUCAUCCAGGCCAGCCUCGCUGCUACAGCAGAGACACCCACAGCAGCUUGCCCAGGAUCACAAUGGUCACCUGGGUUUGGAAUCUCUCCAGAGGAGACUCCACAAUCUCUCUGUUGUGUUGGCUCCUCCAGGGCUCAGGCACCCUCACAGCAAAGCAGUUUCUUCUCCUGUUCAAGUGGAGGCUCCUGGGUUCCAGUCUCUGCCCACUGCCUCUUGUCCUGUCACUGGGCACCACUGAGAAGAGCCUGGCCCCAUCCUCUUGCCCCCCCACCCUUUAGCUCUUGCUGAGCACUGAGCAGAUCUCCUCUGAGGCUGCUCUUCUCCAGGCUCAACAGCCCCAGGGCUCUCAGCCUUUGCCUCUCACAGAGGUGCUCCAGGCCCCUCAACGUCUCUGUAGCCUCCACUGGACUCUGCCUGGUAGUUCCCUCUUUGUCUUCAGCUGGGGAGCCCAGAACUGGACCCAGUCCUCUAUUUGUGGCCUGACUAGGGCAGAGCAGAGGGGCAGGAGAGCUUCCCUGGACCUGCUGGCUACACUCUUCAUACCCCUUCUUUAGUCUGGGAGUGAGGAUCAGGUUCCAGCACCUCACUCCUCACCACCACUCACAGCACAAAACCCACAACGAGCACUGCUGGCGACGCUGGAAAGGUCACACAGCUGAGCGCUCACACCGGUCGCUUGCCCUGAGCAGCAGCCCCUUACUGGUUCUUUUAUUAAUUACUCUUUCCUUUAGCAUCUCACCAAAGGCAUUGAGGGGGUUUGGGUGGAUGUAGUGCAGCCUUUGCCAAAGUCUUGGUGAGGUGUGGAGGCAUUUUGGUGCUACAGUGAAUGUCCAGUCGCAUGUCUCUGGGAUGAAUCCUUUUGGUCGUAGGUACGAAACGGAGAGGUUUGGUGAAACCAGCUCCUAGACUCGAAUGUGUGGAAGCAAUACAGGCAGGGCUUGAUAACCUGACUUUGUACCAAAGGUUUCUCCUCUCCAUUUGAUGAAGCAAGUAUCUUAGUGAUGGAAAAUGAGCUUCCUCAAGGCGUUUUUUGGAGCUCAUUUGCUGGUUUCUUGGCAUGUUCUGCCCCAUUAACCCAAUGAAAUCAGAAUUUUCCAUGUGCUAAACCCAGCCUGGGAAGUAUCACUGCUGUAAAGAUUGGAUUUCACUGCCUAAUGUCCCAGAACACCCAGGGUAAAUAGGAGCAGAUCUGGCCUUGACCCGGAUCAAGCUGUUGGUCAAACACUGCCUUACCUAAGGAACUCAGAUUUCACAGGAUCCCAGCAUGGUGGGGUUGGAAGGGACCUCUGGGGAUCACCUGGUCCAACCCCCUUGCCAAAGCAGGGUCACCUAGAACAGGCUGCACAGGAAUGUGUCUGGGUUGGUUUGGAAUGACUCCAGAAGAGAUUCCACCAUCUCUCUGGGCAGCCUGGUCAGUGAUUUGAGGAUGGUGAUUGACGCUUAGCAUGAAAAAGGGCUUUGGAACCAAAAACUGAGUGCUGAAAGUCAGCAAUGGCAGAUUGUCUUGCUGAGAGAUUAAGGGAAGACUUCCCCUCGAGGGACACCCCUGGGUAUGUCCCUUCUGGGGAAGGUUUUGCCUCCUGGUGAUGACUUCUGGCUGUUAACUUGGGAUGAAACCACUGCCAUUUGGGUCAGCCUACCAAGUGGUUCUUGUAUUGCGUUGCGGGGACUUCCUGGGGGUUUGUUUUUUAUACACAUCAGAAGAAGGGUCGAUUUUUCUCUAUUUUUGUAUCAGUUUGCAUUUUAUAUUCACGGGGAAACUUUACAGACUGCUUCUCUGACUCCUUUGUGCUCCUUCGUCUCCUGGCGCGGUGGGGUUCGUGGCUCCGAUGGAGAGCAGGCAGUUGCUGCUGCUGCUGCUGCUGCCGCCGGUGCAAUGCAAGGGAACCACGCUCCUCGCCUCCUCUAUAACCUGCUGCUCCACUACAAACCCAGCACUGCCCCCAAAACCAGCCCCUUACCAGUGCAACCAGCCCCUUACCAGUAUGACCAGCCCCUUACCACUACAACCAGUCCCUCACCAAUCCACACCCUCUCUCUUUGCACACACGGCUGAGCUGUCGCUGUGUUAAUCUCUCUGUGUGUCACCCUCCUUGGUUUUGUUGUUUCUGGUUUUGUUUAAGCUUUGGAGCUGAAUUUGUGGAUGUUGGUGAUGUUCUCCCUCAAGUCUUGUUGACUGUUUUUAAGUAGAAACCUACAGAUUUGAGUUGAGUUUUUUCCCUCUGUGUGGCUUAAAUUAUUUCAUCCCCAAAUAGGGGCUUUUCUUAAAUCCCUGAAGAUGCCCUUGGUCAGUGUGUGGUGAUGCUCUUCAACCCAGUGAUAAAUUUCCUCUCCCCUUGGUGUUCCCCAGCUGGGUUGGGAGCUCAGUUUUUGCCCUGCUCUGUGCUUGAGGAUGGCUCUUUAAAUAAUCCCAGGAUCCAUGUGGGAUUAGCAGGGCUUUCCACCUUCUACGUCUCUGCUGUUCCAGGCUGAAGCCUGGGGAGGUCCAGCAUCAGUAAAACAUCUUCCUGAGUAACACCACCUUGAGUUUUAGGAUCAGAAGAGUGAGGAGAGCUUCUGGUAAGCCAAAACCUGACGUGGGUUGAUGUGACAACACUUGGCCUUGUCUUUUUCCUUUGAGUUGGAUGAACAUGUUGGUUUGUUUGCCUGCCUCUGCAGGAGUUGUGCCCCCCGUUGAGUUUGCCACCCUGUGUGGGGUCUAAGGGCUGAAACAACUCCUCAGCAGAAGCCCCCAGUGAUUAACUCAGAGCAGUGAGGUGUGAAAAGGAAAGGAAAUGCUGAAAACAUAAAAGCCUACAGCCAAAAGCAUUGGUUUGAACCCACAGCACAUUGGGUUUAACCCUUCUUUCCCCUGCUCCCCAGUGCCAGCAGAGGUGGGGAGUGAGAGCUGCUGAGGCUUUGGGAUCUGCAUAGCUUUUUAUGGCUUUUAACAAACGAAGUCUUCACCCAAUGGUGCUUUUGAAAUUGUUUCCUGACAAGUCUGUGCCCCAAUUCACAGGACCCCACCAUGCCGGGGGUUGGAAAGGACCCCUGGAGAUCAUCCAGUCCCACAGCAGCUUGCCCAGGGUCACAGUGUCCGGCUGAGUUUGGAAAGCAAGACUGCACAGCCUCUCUGGGGUCAGGCACCCUCAAAGAAAAGAAUUUUCUCCUGUUCAGGUGGAACCUCCUGGGUUCCAGUCUGUGCCCAUUGCCUCUUGUCCUGUCGCUGGGCACCGCUGACAAGAGCCUGGCCCCAUCCUCUUGGCCCCCACCCUUUAGCUCUUGCUGAGCACUGAGCCAGAUCCCCUCUGGGGCUGCUCUUGUCCAGGCUCAGCAGCCUCAGGGCUUUCAGCCUUUUCUCCUCACAGAGAUGUUCCGGGCCCCUCUGCAUCUCAGCCUCUGCUGGACUCUCUCCAGUAGCUCCCUGUCUCUGUUCAAGUGGGGAGCCCAAAAGGACCCAGUACUCCAGCUGUAGCCUGACUAUGCAGAGCAAAGUGGGAGGAGAACCUCCCUCCCUGGGCAGGUCACUCAGCAAACAUUCCUAGGAUGCAUUUCCCAUUCCUUCUGCCCCUUAACUUCCCAGCUUCCCCCUCUCCAGCUGGAGUUCCCAGCUCUUCUCACCGGCAUCCUUGAGUCAUCCUUGAAGCUACACUUGGGUGAAGUGAUAAAUGCAAAGCUAGAAAAGCCUCUUGGUUCUAAAGAAACAAAAUCAUUGUCCCUUGUGCCAGGUCACCCUGAGCUCCCCUGCUGCCACCCCGCUGCUCUGUGGGUUCCCAGGGAGCAGAGGUGGCUCCUGGUGACCAUCUUGUCUAAAUGUGGUUGGGUUUUUUUUUCCUCCAUUUCCUUUCUGGUCUCCUUGCCCCUAGUCCUUGAAACUUUUUAAUGUGUUGAUUGUGUUCUGAAAUGAAUGUUCCUUUCACUGAAAACUGAUGAAUAAACUUUGGGUUUUUAGAGAA